AUGGAAGAUUGGUACCGUGAUUCGACCGACCAGCAACGAGGCGGGUACAAAGCUGAAUUUGCUUCGAUUUUACCAAAAAACUUAUGUAUCCAAACCGACUGCUUGAACGCGAUGGUGGUGCUGUUCACUCCGAUCGGCAACUACUCCAGCAGUCUCUUCGUCCAGGACUCGAUUGCUCAAGAUUUGUAUCCUAUGGUUGACCUCUAUCCGGCCGCCAUUUUGGAUAGUGAUGCCGAGGCGGAUCCUCUUGAGGAGGAAGAGGACAGUGAUCUCGAGGAGGAAGAGGCCCUUCAUGUUCGUAAGAAGCGUAAAGUUGCCGGUGCUGCAACGGAAUUUGCGGCCUCGUUUCAAUUUGACAUGUUCGGUGGCACAAAUGAUGCCGACAGAGAAAAUCAGGAUUUGAAGAAAUACCUGAAAAAGACGCCAACUUCGACCCUUGAAGAAAAGAUUGCGGCCGAACGGAAACGAAAGAGCACCGGGGAAGAAAUGAAGAUGUCGCUUGGGACCGAGAAUCCUGAUCAGGAGAUUGAGCAACUUGGCAAGGAUGCUAGAGAUGCCCUGAAAUUGAAGGACAAAAAGGGAAAGGGCAAGAAGAGCAAGGUGGAAAUGGAUUUCUUCGAAGAGUUGAAGGCUACAAAGGAUGAGGACCGGCUUUCAUUUGAUCAAAUGAACUUGAGCAGACCGAUAUUGAAAUCUAUCGGCUCGGCUGGGUACACGGAACCGACUCCAAUUCAAGAAGCUUGUAUUCCUGUGGGAUUGGCUGGAAAGGACAUUUGCGCUUGUUCGGCGACAGGUACAGGCAAGACGGCAGCUUUUGCUCUUCCAAUCCUCGAAAGGCUGUUAUAUCGCCCGUCCCAGCGCUCCAUUACCAGAGUCCUCGUCCUCGUGCCUACUCGUGAAUUGGCCAUCCAAGUCUUCCAAGUAUUCCGCAAGCUCUCCGUCAAUUUGCCGCAUCCGCCGGAUGUUUGUCUGUGCGCUGGCGCAAUUUUAUCUUCAAAACUUGUCAACAUCGGGAUGAGAUCCCGU
Messenger RNA from Mesorhabditis spiculigera, 1026 nucleotides. The record is from the annotation of a GenBank genome assembly. NCBI's taxonomy places the organism in Eukaryota, Metazoa, Nematoda, Chromadorea, Rhabditida, Rhabditidae.